AUGGAGUUAGAAAAAGUUCACGUGGUUUUGUUCCCGUACAUGUCCAAAGGGCACAUGAUUCCUAUGCUCCAACUAGCCCGUCUCCUCCUUUCCCACUCCUUCGCCGGCGGCGACAUCUCCGUCACUCUCUUUACCACUCCUUUAAACCGUCCUUUCGUCGCCGCCUCACUCGCAGGCACCAAAGCGACCAUCAUUGACAUUCCUUUCCCCAAGAACGUCAAGGAGAUUCCACCCGGCGUCGAGUGCACCGACAAACUGCCUAUGUCCUCCCUCUUCGUUCCUUUCACAAGAGCCACCAAGUUAAUGCAGUCCGACUUCGAGCGAGAGCUCAUGUCACUUCCACGCGUCAGCUUCAUGGUCUCAGACGGUUUCUUGUGGUGGACGCUAGAGUCAGCUCAAAAGCUAGGGUUUCCUCGGCUUGUUUUCUUUGGUAUGAAUUGCGCUUCCACAUCUAUAUUGGACAGUGUUUUUCAGAACCAGCUUCUAUCUAAAUCUAAGGUUAAGUCCGAGACAGAGCCGGUCUCUGUGCCGGAGUUCCCGUGGAUUAAGGUUAGAAGAUGCGAUUUCGUUAAAGACAUGAUUGAUCCGAAAUCCACCACAGAUCCUGGAUUUAACCUUAUCCUAGAUCAAGUCACAGCUAUGAAUCAGAGUCAAGGUAUCGUGUUCAACACGUUCGACGACAUCGAGCCCGUGUUUAUAGAUUACUACAAACGUAAACGCGAGCUCAAGCCCUGGACACUUGGACCGCUUUGUUUUGCAAGUAACUCCUUGGAGGAUGGAGUAGAAGAGAAGGUGAAAUCUGUUUGGAUGAAAUGGCUAGAUGAAAAGCAAGACAGAGGAAGCUGUGUUCUCUACGUGGCUUUCGGGUCACAAGCUGAGAUCUCGAGAGAACAGCUAGAGGAGAUUGCGUUAGGGUUGGAAGAAUCAAAAGUAAACUUUCUGUGGGUGGUGAAAGGAAAUGGAAUAGUGAAAGGGUUCGAAGAGAGGGUAGGAGAGAGAGGAAUGGUGGUGAGGGACGAAUGGGUUGAUCAGAGGAAGAUAUUGGAUCACGAGAGUGUUAAAGGGUUCUUAAGCCAUUGUGGUUGGAAUUCUCUGAUGGAGAGCAUUUGCUCGAAGGUUCCAAUCUUGGCGUUUCCGGUAGCGGCGGAGCAACCGUUGAAUGCCAUUUUGGUGGUGGAAGAGUUGAGAGUGGCGGAGAGAGUUGUGGCGACGGCGAGUGAUGGGAUUGUGAGGAGAGAUGAGAUUGUAAAGAAAGUGAAGGUGUUGAUGGAGGGAGAGAAAGGGAAAGAGCUGAGGAAGAAUGUGGAAGCUUAUGGUAAGAUGGCGAAGAAGGCUUUGGAGGAAGGUAUUGGCUCGUCUUGGAAGAAUUUAGACAACCUUAUCAACGAGUUUUGUAACCAUGGAACAUGA
Microthlaspi erraticum is the source of this 1410-nucleotide messenger RNA. The record is from the annotation of a GenBank genome assembly. NCBI's taxonomy places the organism in Eukaryota, Viridiplantae, Streptophyta, Magnoliopsida, Brassicales, Brassicaceae.